Messenger RNA from Paraglomus occultum, 3912 nucleotides. NCBI's taxonomy places the organism in Eukaryota, Fungi, Glomeromycota, Glomeromycetes, Paraglomerales, Paraglomeraceae. The record is from the annotation of a GenBank genome assembly.
AUGGUUGAAGACGAAGAUAUCAUCAACGAAGACGGAGAACUUAUACAGAACGAAGCCAUGGAGGAGGAGGAAAUUGAAGAAGAGUCGGAAGAAGAAUCUACUGAUGAAGAAGAAGCAGCCAAAGUAGAUCUUCGAUAUUUUGUCAAAUAUGCCAUGCCUAUCAACUUCAGUCUUAAUCUGAAACGGAAGCGAGAGAAGAGAAUAGAAAGUGACGACGACGAUUUAGACGAUGAAGAUUUAGAACUCGUUGAAGAGAAUACAGGCAUGACAAUGAAUCGAAGCGAACGAAAGUUAAAGAGACUUAAGAAGCGUGGCAGAGACGAGCCAGCCCGACGUCAUGAUCAGAUGCGCGAUGGAAUUCCGCUUGACGAAACGGGAGAGCCUUUGAGUGCCGAGGACUUAGAGGCCAAGUCCACCUGGCAUGAACUCUUUGAUUAUAAGGCAGAUUAUCUAUGGGCUCUUCAGGAGGCGAGAAGAGAGCCCAUAACAAGGGAUAUUAAGGAUAUGAUCUCACCGAAUGAGCUCAAGAUCCGAAUGAUGACUGACGAAGAUGAACUUAUACGUAAAAUUGAUAUCCCGGAACGUAUGCAACUGCGUGAAGGAAUUGACGGCAAACGAAAGCUUACUCCAGAUGAAAUAGAAGAAGAGACUAGUUGGGUGUCUAAAUUCUUUGCAGAAAAGAAAGGCACUGAACCUGCUAAAGUACAGGAUACGGUUGGAUAUAUUGUCAAAGAUCUCAGUCAGGAGCUAGUUGAAAUUCCUUACAUAAUUGCACAACGACGUGAUCAUUUACUUCCGCAUUCGAGAGACCGUGAACUCACAACUGAAGACCUUUGGACAAUAUAUGAUUUAGACACAAAGUUUCAUGCACUAAUAGAAGCACGUGAGAGGCUAAGACAGUACAUAUCAAAGCUCGCAAAGCCUGAUGAAUAUGUAGAGGAAAUGAUACCUCAGGCGGAGCGCAUUGAAGAGCUUAACAAUUUGAGAGAAUAUUUGAGUCUUAAAUAUUGUAAUCAAAUAGUAAGGCCAGAUAAGAGAGGCCCAAGAAAGGCAGAUAAAUUCAAAUACUACGAAAGGUGUCGGAGCCGGGGUGUUCAAGGCUUUGUUAAGCAUUUUGGAAUAGAUAUGCGAGCAUUCGCCAAAAGCUUUCUUUACCGUAAUAAAAUGCAUUUCCCAAAUGAUGUCUCAAAAUAUCCAGAACAAGCGGCAGAAGAAUACAUUGCCAUGGCAUCUGCAGAUGAUAAUGGCCCUCGAUUAGGACGUACUACAGCCGCACAACUCAUGGAAGAUGCAAAAUUUAUGCUCGCAAGCGAACUCGCAUAUGAUCCUCAAAUAAAGAAAGCUUUCCGUCAGUUAUAUCAACAAAAUGGUGAAGUCAUUGUAUCGCCAACAGACAAAGGUCUUAACGAGAUUGUUAGCAAAAAGCAUCCAUGCUGGCCAUUUAAGUUCUUAAAGAAACCAGUUUCCGCAUUUGCCAAUAGUGGACAAUUCCUUCAGAUAUUGAACUCUGAAAAAGAUGGCUUGACAAAUGUUGUCAUAUGCCUUCGCAAUAAGCAAAAUCUAGUCGAAGAAAUGUAUCAAUAUAUGAAAAGCGAUAGUACCAGUCAAUAUGGAGUCCAAUGGGAUUCUCAUCGGUGUAAUAUAAUUGACAAGGCAGUUAGUGAUUGGCUGGAGAAAGAUAUGGAUAAAUGGCUUAGAGCUAAACUGAAGGCUGACGCCGAAGAUUACGUUCUCAGUGCAUGCCGAAGCAAAUUUGAGAAGAAAAUUAAUAUUGGGCCUUACGGAGGUCAUAAUCUCGAGCCAGACAUGCUCCCGCGUGUCAUUGCGCUCACAUGUGGAGACGAGGAAACACCUCAAGACAUCGAGAUUGUCUUUAUAGACGAACAUCGUCGAAUAUCAAUGCUUACGCUUAAUGAUAUCCGACCACCAAAUCCAAAAAAGGACAUCCAACUUCAAGAGAGAGCUUCUAGAGAUCGCAAAGCGUUUACUGACUUUUUGAGAAAGAAGCGACCUGAAGUUGCAGUGGUGGCAGGAUAUUCAUCACACACCAAGAGUUUAUUGACUCAGGUUAAUGCUCUUAUUGAAGAUUAUAAUAGGAGAUAUCGAGAGGACACUGAAGACGAAAUUGACGUUCUUGUCGUGAAUGAUGAAGUUGCGAGACUAUGUAAACGUGACUCUCAAGCGGAUAAACCUUGGAACAUAAAAUUCAGAGAAGAGAAAGACAAGCUUAAGCGAUACUGCGCGUCAAUUGCACGACUGGUACAGACACCUCUUCAUGAGUACACUGCGUUAGGCGAUGACACUACUCUUCUUGAUUUACAUCCGAUGCAGAGAUUGGUUCACCGUGAGAAGCUAAAGGAAGCACUCGAACGUGUUAUAAUUGAUGUAACAAAUUCUGUUGGUGUAAAUCUUUCACUUGCACUGGAUGAUCCAUACUUGGCGAAUGUAGUAAAGUAUGUCAGUGGUCUCGGGCCUCGCAAAGCAAAGGGCGUAUUGGAUAGUUUAGGUCGACUAAGGCGGGAAUUGGGGAUGGAUUCGCAGUUGUCAAGAGAAUUUCUCAAAAACGAAAAGAUUCUUAAGCCUAAAAUAUUCGAGAAUUGCGCAUCAUUUAUUCGUAUUGAUGGGACAGCCGAGCCACUGGAUACGACCCGUAUCCAUCCUCAAGAUUAUCCAAUAGCCCGUAAGAUGGUAUGCGAUGCGCUUGAUGCUGACGUAGAAGAUGUAAUGGAAUGUGAACCAGCAGCGACGUAUGUCCGGAGGAUAAUGGAGCGCGAACCUGACAAACUGAAUGAUUUGUCACUGGACGAAUAUGCAGAAGAAAUAGCCAAUAUCUACAGAUCUGUCAGAAGUUAUGGACUAUAUCUUAUAAAACAAGAAUUACAAGAGCCGUAUAAGGACAUGCGAGCUGAAUUCAAGAAACCCAGUCCUGAUGAGAUAUUUGAGUAUAUUUAUAGGGAGAACGACAAGACACUUUAUCCCGGAUGCUUUGUACCUGAUGUUCAGAUAGUUAGAGUUCAAGAAAAAAUAGUUAAUUGCAAGCUGGCCUCAGGACUUGAUGCUAUUAUUAAUGUAUAUAGAAUCACUGAUCAACCGUUAUCUGAUGCUAGAUUGGUUCUUCAGGAAGGUCAAACCGUUGACUGCAAAGUAGUAAGAGUUGAUAAAUACGAACUAGUAGUUGAAUUGACGUGUAAACCCAAUGAGGUAAUAGACAUUGAGGAGGAUAACUCGAUCGUGCCUGACCCAUACUAUGACAAAGCUGCAGAGACACUGGCUACACGGACGCAAAAAGUAGCUCGCCGGCCGCCACAGAAAACUCCUCAGAAACGUAUAUUACAUCACUCUUUAUUCAAGGAUAUGACUUGGAACGAGGCUGAGAAACAUCUAGAGGAUAAACGCAGAGGAGAAACUGUCCUUAGGCCUUCGUCAAAAGGGCCUAACGUUAUUGGCUGUACAUGGAAAGUUGCCCCAAACAUUUAUCAACAUCUUGAUGUAAUGGAAUUACCAAAGGGGCCUGAUGGUAAAGCAAAAGUAAAAGUCGGAGAGUACGAAUACAGCGAAAUCGAUGAAUUGCUAGUCCAUCAUAUUGACUCAUCUGCUCGCAAGUUGGGCUCGUUACUUAAUCACAGUAAAUUCAGAACGGAUAAAGCUGCCCUUGAAAACUAUCUUCUUAAACAAUUACAAUGGAGCCCACAGUUUGCUGCUUAUGGAUUUUGUCUUGAUCCAGUAAAGGCUGGUGGGUUCUUGAUUGGCAUUCGGAAUUCUUUGCGGACUGAAACUGUAUACUGGCACGGUGUUGUUGUUCCUGAAGGAUUCAGGCUCAAUCAGAUGAAUUAUGCAACCGUUAACGAUUUAAUUACUGGAUUCAAGAAAUUAGCAGGACAUUCACUUGCAUUUAAAGCCAACAGAAAUUAA